Molecule: messenger RNA, 2319 nt
Organism: Sporothrix brasiliensis 5110
Lineage: Eukaryota; Fungi; Ascomycota; Sordariomycetes; Ophiostomatales; Ophiostomataceae
Exons: 3
Coding region: 1-2319 (772 amino acids)
Biological process (GO): mRNA processing
Cellular component (GO): exon-exon junction complex
Molecular function (GO): mRNA binding
Source: RefSeq, a predicted model, not a curated record
AUGGCUGCUGCUACCGCCACGCCCUCUCCCAACCCCACACAAAAACUCAAUGUAUCUCGUCGAAUAAGGGCCGUGGGCCGCCGUCGGCGUGCAGGAGAGGAAGACGUCGGCGAGGGCGGCGCCAAUAGCACCGUGGAGUUGGUUAACGACGACUCGCUUACGGAAGGCUCUAUCGCCAGCGAUGAGCAAGACGCGGUGCACGACAGUGAUACCAGUAAUGUGGACGAUGCAUCACCAACCGUUCCGGCACACGACAAACGACCGGUUGCUCGGACAGGCGGAGGACAAGGAUAUGCGCGUGGCAAUGGGGCAACCGGCGGAUCCGCACUGCGAACACCGGCCGAUGCGGCGGACAGCACCGUGGAUGCAGCCGCAAAGGCGUCCUCGACAUCCGCUCCUUCGAGCCAGCCACAAUCUACGGCACCUUCCAUCAAACAGCCCCAGCCUGCCAUUGUUUCGUCGUCGUCAGUUCAACCGCCUCGGCGGGAGACGGCGUACGAUCGACAACGUCGGGAACACGACCUCUACAAACAGCGGAGAGACGAAGAUCCUUCAUUUGUACCGAACCGAGGUGCCUUCUUUAUGCACGAUCAUCGCGGUGCUGGCCCUGCUGCCAAUGGCUUCAGACCGUUUGGUAGGCCUGGACGAGGUGGUCGCCGUGGCGGCUUUGGUGGAUCGUUCUCCCCUAUGCAUAAUCAAUUCCACAAUCAGGCCGAUCCCAUUGCCAGCCAACCGUGGACUCAUGACAUGCACGAAGCGGUCACGCAACCGAACCCAUCACGCCUGUCGAUCCCCCGCCGCCAGAAUUAUGACGCUGUCAACCACUACGCGAACAGCCAGUACGCCGGGAGUCAGUAUGCCGAAAGUCAAUACGCUGGGAGUCAGUAUGCUGGGAGCCAGUAUGCCGGAAGCCAAUAUGGUGGCAGCCAAUUUGGUGGCACCCGCGUCCCUCCCCCCGUGGCCGUCAUUCCGACAUGUCCACCGAGCUCCACGCCCAUCAACAGGUCCAUGUCGGUCGAGAAGCCACUGGGUAUCGUGACCGUCCGCGUUUUCUUCCCGCCGAUGAAGGAGCCCGCCUUUUUUGAAAAGUUCAAGGCCAUGCAAUACACCAAACUACCAGACCACCGGCCCCCGCUGCGGCGAGACAAGGCUGUUGUCAUCGAUUUGCCAGGCCAUCCAAAACGGCAAAUCUUCCCAGCAGUAGACCGGUCGUUUAUUUUUAUUCCUCGCGCAUUGCGACCCAAUCAGCAGCGCACCCGCGGUGGUCGCAACAAGUCUGUUAUGGGCUCCGUGUCGGGUUUCUCGCGCCGCACAAGUGUCUUUGGUGGAAGCUAUUACAACGGCAGCAUGUAUUCCCCCAGUGUCGCUCUUAGUCGUCGUUCGUCUAUUGCCCAAGACACCGGGAGGGACUUCAUUAUAUCACCAGCCGGCUCGGUUAUUUCCCGCCCGCCCAUGGCGAUGGAAAACACAGCCCGUCCGGUCCCUUCGGAGACUUCUUCGCUCAGUAGCGUCCCACCGCCUCAGCACCAUCCACUGCCGCAGAAGCCGACGUUCCAAGAAAACCGACCAAGUCUCAGUCUGCCUAUGCACCAACCCCGGCCGCAGAAAGCUGUUUCCGUCGAAAAUAUCGAAUCCCCCGCCGCGCUUGGUGCCAUGCAGCCUUCAGCGCCGCAGCCGUACUCUAUGGCAUUCCACCAGCAGGUGCCUAUUUCAAUGCCGUCUGGCUACCCGCCCGCUGAAUCGCACUCGCGGCAUCCAUCAUAUCAAUCCCACACCACGGGCACGCCUUUAUCACAAAUUCCCGAACGGGCCAUCCACGCUGCUCCUUUCCAGCCAAACAUGCCAGGCCAGCAACAGAUGUCAUACCCGCAGCAAAACAACAUAGGCACGCCUGGCGGGCCAGCGUAUUACGCCGGCGCCCCAGGUAGUUAUGUCAUGCAACCUGCGCAGCAGCAAGGAUACUACUACGCCACUCCAACAACGUACCCGUCAACUAUGACCUCCGGAGCCAACAUGCCAGGCUUCGUCCCUAGUGGCGCGCCACAAGGUCCCGUGUCCGCUUAUGGCCAACCAGGUCAAGUUGAUGCAUCCGGCGGAGCGAGUGCUGGCCCUCGCAACAUGGUCGCACAGGAGGUGAAUGGGAUGGUAUAUUACGUGGAUGCUUCCCAGAUGCCCUCGGUACCAACCUAUCCGGGAUAUGCCCAAGCACCGGCACCGCAAGGCGGAUUCAUGUCCGGUAUGGGCACCAUGGUCACGCCGGCACCUGCUGAAGGAUACUACUAUGGAGGGCAACCUGGCAUGAUGUACUAUCCGCAGUAA